AUGGCCGGGCCGCCCGCGGGACUCGGCAGCAGGAAAACACCGAGCGCUGCGUGUUUAAAGGGAGCCGGCCCCGCUUGCCCGUGCGGCGCCUCGGCCCGGCCCGCGCCGCCCUCAGGGAGCCGAGCGGAGCUGCGGGAGCGCGGGGAGCGGCACCGAGUGCGGUUCGACCGCACUGCAUCCAGUAAUAGCCGAGCUGUGCCGGUUAGAUCCGAGUGUAGCCGAAGAGCCGAAAACACCCGAGGAUCUCCGAACAGCCGAAAAGAGCCGAGCAUUGCCGAGAUCGGCCGAGUUAAGCUGAACGGCCGAAAAUGGCCGAGUGCAACUGAUAACAGCCGAACCCAACCGCGUUUAGCCGACUGGAACGGAGUCGAACCGAACAAGCCCCGCCGAACCUCGCCGAGUUCGCCCGGUUUGGACCCUAUAGCCGCGGCCGAACCAAGGCUCUGCUGCAGGUGUAUUCGAGACAUCUUUCCUCUUUGUUUGACAGAAGGAAGAGGGAAAAAAAAAAAAAAAAAAAAAAGAGGAAGAAAAAACGGGAGCAGUUCCGGGGCGGUCCCGGGGCGGUCCCGGGGCGGUGUGCGCCGUCACUGCCGCCUUCUCGGCGGGCGAUUCCAAGGCGCUGUCGGGCUCGCUGCCGGCCCGUCGGCGGGCGGGCGGCCGGGACGCGAUGGCGCUGUGCCCGGAGCUGGAGCGCUCGCUGUCGCUGCUGCAGCCGGGCGCCGGCCGGGCCCGGCAGCAGCAGGAGCGGCGGGCGGACGCGGCCCCCACGCCCAUGGUGUUCAUGUGCGCCGGCUGCAGGCGCCCCGUGGGCGACACCCGCACCUGGGGUUCAGUGUCGAGGACAGCGGUCCCAUCCUGCUGCGCAGUGAGUACCAGCGCUGCCACCCCCGCGCCGCCGCGGUCGCUGCCGCCGUGCCUCCUUCCCUGCCUCCCGCCGCAGCUGCGGCCGCCAGCGUCGCUGUGGACCCGGGGCGGAAGGGCUCCGAGCUCCCCGGAGAGUGCGGAUGCAUGGUAGAAACCCUACUCUGCUCUGGCUGCUCCAGGACCCUUGGCAGCAGAUACAUGCACGCCUCAAGGCAUCUCGACUGCAAGAGGGAUUUGUUCUGUGUCCGUACUGACUCUGUUGAAAGCUGUAGGCCAGGAACCCUGGAAAAGCAAGCUCGCAUUCAUGAGGAGCCGCUUCCUCUUGAAAGCCCAGCUGUCUUGCAAGAGGUGCCGCACAGGGUAGGAAGAGUUGGGAGCGAACAGUCUGAGGAAGUGGACUGUGGAAGCUGAAGGUUGUCCAGCCAAAGCUGAGUGUGUGGCUCUGACACUGACCAAGGCUGGAAAGAGUUACUGUGUGGACAGAGAAUGUUAGAGCCGGGUGAGCUUUCACAGGAUGAAAGAAGCGAGGAGAGAAUCGAAUGGAAAGAAUUGCUGAGAUCAGGCAGCUGGCAAAAGAGGAGAGAGCCCCUGCGAGGCAGAGCCCCUGGAAUGCCCUGUCCCGGUCUGAGGUUCCCACUUUUCUCUCCAACUCCCGGAGAAUUGCUGGAGCAGAACCAGAGAGUGUCCAUUUUAUUUCCUGCCUUUUCCAAUAAACGGUGACUUUCAGCUGGAGUGUGUUCCUGGUGUCAUCCUCCUCCUCCUCCUCCCUGGAUUUGUAAAUAAAUGUCCUGAUUUUGGCCAAGGAGAAUUUUGUUGUUCCAGGCAUUGUGGCUCUUUUGUUUCAUUGAAACUUCCCAACUCUGCUGAGACUUUGAGAUGUCAAAUACAAGUAAGACUGGAGUUUCUUGGGAUUGUUACUCACACAAAAUAGGGAUCCUUCUUGGACAGGAGUAACUUGACGUGUUUAAUGCCGCUUCCCUUUAAAAUCAGAGCAGGGGAAGCAGAUUUGAAAUCAUCAUUCCAUGAACUUGCACCAAAUUCCUCCAAAGCUGCAAAAGUUUUCCUUGUUAGAAAUUCCUGAGCUUGUUUUCCAGGCAAGCUGGGAUUUAGAUGUUCUUUGUUCCUUGGAUUUGCUGGUUUUCCUCUCUCUCAUUUUAGUAAAGGAUUUUUUUUUUUUUCAUAUUUUCCAUGCUGAUUGGAAUUUUUGUACUGCUCAGGGCACAUUGCCAAGGAAAUGUACCAAUUUCAUGUUGGUAAAUCAGGCAUUGUUCAGCACCAUAUGCCCACAAGUCUGUAAAUUCCCAGGGAAACUUGCUAAGUGUUGAAUUGCCAUAAUGAAUCUCUUUGUAAAGUUGAUUAUACUUUUUUAUUUUUAAUUACUUUGAAUUUUUUAUGUAGGGUUUUUUUUUAAUAAGUGAGGUCUUUUUGUAUUUUUAAAUUUUUUCUUUCAAAAAUUUUCUAUUUUAAUUUUUCCUUUGUAAUUUUUCCUUUGUAAUUUUUCCUUUGUAAUUUUCCUAUUUUAUUUUUUUCCUUUUUAUUUUUUCCUUUUUAUUUUUUUCCUUUUUAUUUUUUCCUCUUUUUUUCUCUCUUUAACUUUUUCCUUUUUAAUUUUUUCCUUUUUAUUUUUUUCCUUUUUAAUUUUUUCUUUUUUAAUUUUUUCCUUUUUAUUUUUGCUUUUUAUUUUCUUUCUAAUUUUUCCUUUUUAACUUUUUAAUUUUAUUUUUUUCUGUGUUUUACUUGAAAUUUUAUUUGAAAACUUUUUUUUUUUCUUCAUGUUUUCUUUGUGUUGGUGUGUUUUGUUUUGCUUUGGUUUGGUUUGGUUUGGUUUUUUCCUCUCUCUCUACUCUUUUAUCUACUUUUUUAUAGCCCAAGUAUGUAGAAGUUUGGCUGGUGGGAACAGAGGAGGUGACAAAUGAAAUCCAUGUCCACUCCACGUCCGGAUAGAAUUGAGAGUGCAGCUAGAGAAAUCUCUGUAUUUUCUGCUAAAUUAGAAAUCCUGAACAGAGAAAGCUCUAAAGACCAAGGGGCCUUCUUUUUUCUUUUUCCUUUUUCCCCCGAACAAUUCUCAUUGUAGCCAUUUACAGGAUCAGGAACAUUACCUUGAAAUCGAGGUGUAUUUCACAGGUAGCGAGAAAACAAAGUAGACUUGAUCUUGUAACUCUCAUUGUUUAGUAACAAAGAAAUCCAAAACAAAACAAACAUUAAAAAAAAAAAAAAAAAAAUCCACCAACCCCACAAAAGAA
This is a messenger RNA of Prinia subflava (tawny-flanked prinia), 3107 nucleotides long. RefSeq names its product collagen alpha-2(I) chain-like. The record is from RefSeq and is a predicted model, not a curated record. The transcript is spliced from 6 exons. The coding region runs from base 1 to 1275 and encodes 424 amino acids. NCBI's taxonomy places the organism in Eukaryota, Metazoa, Chordata, Aves, Passeriformes, Cisticolidae.